This is a messenger RNA of Macrobrachium nipponense, 4528 nucleotides long. Its product is annotated as tachykinin-like peptides receptor 86C. The coding region runs from base 2179 to 3279 and encodes 366 amino acids. NCBI's taxonomy places the organism in Eukaryota, Metazoa, Arthropoda, Malacostraca, Decapoda, Palaemonidae. Gene Ontology annotation, biological process: G protein-coupled receptor signaling pathway. Gene Ontology annotation, molecular function: tachykinin receptor activity. The transcript has 13 exons. The record is from RefSeq and is a predicted model, not a curated record. Gene Ontology annotation, cellular component: plasma membrane.
GUGGACUUUGACGGGAGAGCACCAGUACGUUCUGGCUCACGGAGGAUGUGAAAUAUUAAACUGACAGGAAAUGGAGAUAUACAGCUGAAGAUAUACGAGUUUAAUAUUACUGAUCCAAUAAUUAGAAACUAGGAAAUGAACGUAAGUGAUAUUUGAAUAGAUCUGUAAAUUAAAGUUUAGUAUUUACAGUUAAAUGUUAAAAAUAUAAUCACAUAAAAUAAAACUGUGCAUUGUCGAACGAAAGAGACAAAAUUCAUGACGAGGAUGAAGUUAUACCUUUGUGGAAAUAUGCGAAAAAUAGCGAUACAUCAUCAUAAAAAUAUGACGUAACUUAACCUUGAAGAACCGUGAUUAAAAAUAAAUAUAUAAAUAAAUAAAAACUCGAGGGGUAAAUGCUGCAAGCUUCAAAAAUAAUUGGAAGACCGACAUUAUAUUAAAAGAGGAAUUUGAAGGCCAAAAGAUUAUUUUUUGUUUUUUAAAGUUUGGCAGAUAUUCGAAAACCAGCUAAAAUAUUUUACCAAAAAAAAUAAUAUUUAAAUUGCCUAAUAUUUAUAAUGAAAUCACGGAAAACAAAUGGGUAAAGUCAAUGAUAAAACAAAAACGCGCAUAGAGAAAGAGGAAGAGAAAGUGAAGUGAAGCGAGUUGAAACUAUAGGGAAUAAGAAAUAUGAAAUAACUUAAAAAAAAAUAUUCAAUAAGAAAAGCUACCGGAAAAUGAAACUAUUAUAAAAACGCAAAUCAGCAAAAAAGGGUAAUUGAGACAACUAACUCGAACAUAAACAUAAUUAGGAACAGAAACAUAAACUGUGAUAAAUAGGAACUGUGACAUCGAACGAGAGAAAGCUUCAAUGUGAAGUCAUAAAACGAAGUGACAUCAAGGGAAAAGCUGACUGGUGGGCGUCCAGUGGAGAGAGAGAGAGAGAGAGAGAGAAGGGCAACUGAAGUGAAAGCACUGACAGCUUCGAUAUGUAAUUGGAGUGACAGCGAGUGACGCACCUUCGAUAUGUUGCGAAGAAACGACAGAACACGAAAGUCCUGAAGAAAAUACACAGUGAUAUGAAACUACUGACUUAAUUUUUAAUAAAUUAACUAGAAAUUAACAUUAAAUACACAAGUAAUUAAAUAAUCAUUUAAAUCGGCCAACAAGCCUUCUAUAUAAUAAUUAAAUUCGCCUAUAUAAUCCUAGUCAUACGAUAAAAUAAGCUGAAUUUUGAGUACAAGCAAUUCCUAGUCAGUAAUUUUAUAAAGAAUAGUAGUGACCUUUGCGUACACCACUGGUUUUAUAAGAACAUUUCAAUCCACGAACUAGCAUUCCAUAUAUCCCUAAGUCAUUUUAGCCAAGUGAAACCAAUACGAGAAUCUGGAACGGCCAGUGAGCUUCUGCAGUGUCUUCAGAGGAAUAUCGAUAUGAACAACUGGUCACAAUACACCGGGGGUUUGUAAUAAGUAUUUAGUAAAUGCUCAGGUUUCAAGAGCAAGUUCCUAGUAUAUACAGUUUUUCCUACAAAAACGAGCGUGCCUUUGUAUCAGUUUCUUAAGCGUAAACUUAUUACAAAUAUAAACUAUAUAGACUUCGACUGUGUACUUGAACAAGUAUAGACUAUAAACUCCAAGUGUGCACUAGACAUUCAGAGACCAUAUUUCUGUAUAUCUGAAAGAAAACAGCAUACCCAUCUUACCAAACAAUAAGAGAAAUAGCAGAUGGGCAUCUUUUUCAGUUUCUAAAACUGCUCUUAAACAGUCUUCAGUGAAAGGUUUUUAUUGGACAAAAACUGCACUGACAAAUCUGAAGUGACGCCCAGAAGGCUACUCACAUAUCCAUCGCCAAUAAUUCACACUGCAAUCCAACCUUGUUACCACUCGCAACUUUGCUAACAACGUUCUCGGAAUAGCCAGUGGGUCUCCUGAAGCAAUUGCAACAUUCAGCAUCCAACCUGCUGGAAAAAAAAUAAAAAAUAAAAUAUGCCGAACAACACUACCUACGCAGCUCUGCUCAACCUGACUCAGAUGAUUCUCCUUGGCGACCAAUGGCAACCUCGAGACCUUUCUGGCGAGGUCGGAGGGGACUGCUGGGUUGGAGGAGGAGGGGGAGGGGGAGAGAGAGAGGCCGCUGGAAGGGGACGACGCCACUGAGCUGGAAUCCGCCUUCUUCCCUAAUGCCUCUGCACUCGACUGGAAUAUGCGGAAUUCCUCCAUCGACCCCAAGACUCUCAGGCGCGUCCUCAACACGCUCUUACAUUACGAUGGGCCGACCGCGUAUGCGACAGAUGUAACCUACCCCAGUGCCAGCAGUAAGCCAACCCAGCUGCCCUUUCAGAUGCCCGCAUACCAACAGGCUCUCUGGGUCAUGGCAUUCGGGCUCAUGAUCCUCGGGGCAUGCGUGGGCAACAUCGUCGUCAUACGAAUCGUCCUGGGGAACCAGCGCAUGAGGACUACCACCAACUAUUUCCUGGUGAAUCUGUCUGUGGCCGAUCUUUUCAUGACGUUGUUCAACUGCGUCUUCAACUUCGUGUUCAUGCUCAAGAGCCACUGGGCCUUCGGGAGUAUUUAUUGCACCAUUUCCCAAUUUAUCGCCCACGUCUCCCUGGCGGCAUCUGUAUUCACGCUGGCCGUUAUCUCCUUUGACAGGUUUUUGAACGUGAUGCGCCCUUUGAAGCCCAGGAUGUCCAAAUGCGUCUGCAGGAUGCUGCUCUGCGUCAUCUGGGUCGUGGCAGCGUCUAUAGCAGCGCCCAUUCUGCCAUACGCCACAACCAUCCACACCAUGCGCGGAGAGCGAACAAUUUGCGUCAUCAAGUGGCCAGAUGGCCUGGCUCCAAGAUCUCUCAUUGACUACGUGUACAAUGUCGUUAUUUUAGCUGUGACCUACGUUGUUCCAAUGACGGCCAUGAUCAUAUGUUACGCUGUUAUAGGUUGUAAGUUGUGUGAUCCUGCCAUUGCAAAAACAUCACGGCAAACAGACAACUUCAAAAGCAAAAGAAAGGUAGUGCAGAUGUUGGCGCUCCUGGUGGGGUUGUUCGCCCUGUGCUGGCUGCCGUACCACGUGUACUUCAUUGUCGUGCAUCACCACCCCCAGCUGAGCACGAGGCCUUAUGUGCAGCAUAUGUACCUGGCGUUCUACUGGCUGGCGAUGUCCAACGCCAUGUUCAAUCCAAUCAUAUAUUAUCUGCUCAAUGCCAGGUUCCGAUACUUCUUCUGGCAGCUACAUAUCAGGAGCCAAGGAAUCCUGGAAAAAUUGCACGGGAAACUCCCACACAAAUUCAUCGGUUCUAUCUGUCGAUGACGACCCAUUCGCCUUCCACCUCCAGGUGGGGGGCGGCGAGCCAGUGAGGGGAUUACUGCGCCCUACAGCCCCGGACACCAAACAGACGAGGCAGAGCCCGCUGCUGGGGACCUCCCAUCCAUCACCUCGCCUGGCGGCCGUGGUCAACCUGUCCAAUCACCUGGGGCCGAAUAAGGACCUCUGUAACAGGCACUUCACGCCCUCCUCGUCUCCCAAGGGGAACAAGCUCGGCUCCACGGCGCCCCAGAUACAGUAUAUUGAGGCGGCGUAUUGAUAAAAGAGGGGAAGAUCUCUCUCUCUCUCUCUCUCUCUCUCUCUCUCUCGCUCUCCUCUCUCUCUCUCUCAUGAAUGAAUCUGUUAUGAAAACAGAUUCACUCAUUAUACUGCGAGAAAUGUUUUGAUAAUGAAAGCCGAUAUUUCUCUCUCUCUCUCUCUCAUAGAUGAAUCUGUUACUCUCUCUCUCUCAUGGAUGAAUCUGUUACUCUCUCUCUCUCUCUCUCUAAUGGAUGAAUCUGUUAUGAAAACAGAUUCAUUCAUUAUACUGCGAGAAAUGUUUUGAUAAGGAAAUCGAUAUUUCUCUCUUCUCUCUCUCUCUCUCUCUCUCUCAAUAUAAAUGGUGUUUUUGUCUCGUAAAUAAAACGUGAAUAACGAAGAAUUUACGUUAUGGGAUCAGAUUUCCUCAAAACUAUAUUUUGAUAAUGAAAGCCAAAGAUACUCAUUCCCAAAUGAACAUUCACUAUUCAACGCCAGACUAACAAUUUAUCCACUGAAUAACGGCAGUUUUAUUUAUUUAUUUAUUAUAUUUUUUACAACGCUAUCAUAAGGAAAACGAACGUCCUCUGUAACUCUUUUAGGCUCACAAUUAUAAAUACAAAUACGCCCCCUUCAUAUCGAAUUCACUUUACCUCUUGGAUAACAAACAUUUUCAAAGACUUGUAAUAAAUCCACUUGUAAUAAAUCCCCCAAAGGGAUUUACUAUACAAGAUAAGCGCACCUGGCCCAGCCAUGUUAGGUAAGCAUAAGGGUACAAGUGGGGGUCUAUUAGCAAUUAAAAUAGCAGUUAAAAAGGUCAAUCCGUUAAAAAAAACGCGAUGAUUUUGAAGACUGUAUUGAAAUAACACCGACGAACGACUCCCAUCAGUAAUCAAGGGAACAACACCAUACUUGUCAGUGACUCGUCAAUGUGUCUGCUGGUAUAUGUAAAUUGAAAUGUCCGCUUCUGUAUAUUGUGUAAGUUUUGUACAAUAAA